AUGGUCAGGCCCCCAGUGCCGGGCUGGAGUCAUCUGAAGUCCUCAGGUCUGUCUCUCCUGGCCAAGCAGGCAUGGGGCACCCUCCGUAGCCACUUGCUAAGGCCGGCGCGAUGGUGCUCACAGGUUCCCUGUGCAUGGAGAAGGAGAAAUGACGCUUUGCACCCCGUCUGGAAGGGUCCAGCCUCCGUGCCAGGGGGCACCCGGCAGUCCCCCAUCAACAUCCGCUGGAGGGACAGCGUCUACGAUCCCCAACUGAAGCCCCUGGGGGUCUCUUACAAUGCAGAGGCCUGCCUCUAUGUCUGGAACACCGGCUACCUCUUCCAGGUGGAAUUCGACGACUCCACCGAGGGGUCAGGAAUCAGCGGUGGCCCCUUGGAAAACCACUACAGACUAAAGCAGUUCCACUUCCACUGGGGAGCAGUGAACGAGUGGGGCUCAGAGCACACGGUGGAUGACCGCGUAUACCCGGCAGAGCUGCACUUGGUUCACUGGAACGCUGUGAAAUACCAGAACUACACGGACGCCGUGGUGGGAGCGGACGGCUUGGCGGUGGUGGGCGUAUUUUUAAAGCUGGGGGCCCGCCACGAGGCGCUGCAGGAGCUGGUGGCAGUCUUGCCGGACAUAAAGCACAAGGACGCGCGAGCAGCCCUGGGCCCCUUCCAGCCCUCCUGCCUGCUGCCUGCCUGCCGGGACUAUUGGACGUACCCAGGCUCCCUGACCACGCCGCCACUGUCCGAGUCGGUCACCUGGAUCAUCCACAAGAAGCCCAUCGAGGUGGCUCAGGACCAGCUGGCCGCCUUUCGCUCGCUCCUGUUUUCUGUACCUGGUGAAGAAGAGAAGACGAUGGUGAACAACUACCGCCCACUCCAACCCCUGAUGAACCGGAAGGUCCGUUCAUCCUUCCAGGCCACUCACAAGGGAGCAAGGCUCUAA
Molecule: messenger RNA, 933 nt
Organism: Dama dama (fallow deer)
Lineage: Eukaryota; Metazoa; Chordata; Mammalia; Artiodactyla; Cervidae
Gene: CA5A
Product: carbonic anhydrase 5A
Exons: 7
Coding region: 1-933 (310 amino acids)
Cellular component (GO): cytoplasm; mitochondrion
Molecular function (GO): carbonate dehydratase activity; zinc ion binding
Source: RefSeq, a predicted model, not a curated record